Molecule: messenger RNA, 5148 nt
Organism: Selaginella moellendorffii
Lineage: Eukaryota; Viridiplantae; Streptophyta; Lycopodiopsida; Selaginellales; Selaginellaceae
Exons: 11
Coding region: 56-4630 (1524 amino acids)
Cellular component (GO): exosome (RNase complex); nucleus
Molecular function (GO): protein binding; metal ion binding
Source: RefSeq, a predicted model, not a curated record
UAUGCGCUUAGGGUUAGGGUGAGGAGAAGGGGAUGACGAGCGUAGCGUAGAGGUAAUGGAUGAUGCGCUCAGCACUGAGCAUCUGAGAGCAUUGGCCUUCGCUUCAAUCCCUGAAACGUCUCGGAGAUCGUAUCGCUGGGUCAGGGCUGCUGCUGCGAUCGACGAGAAGGAAGAAGGGGAGCUGUCAUCGGAUGAGAACGCGCAAGGCGCAGAUUGUAUGGCCAAGCGCAAGGUGAGCGGCAACCACAAGAAGAAGAAGAAAGCAGCGGCAGCGGCGCAGCAAUCGAGCGCCUCGCCGACUGGAGUGCCGCAUUUGCCAUUGGAUUUGAAGGUAGCAGGGGCAGCAGCAGCACAAUCCUUUGUGUAUCGGGCGCCAGCAAGCACACCGCUGCAAAAGCAAGUCACGAACACUGUUAGUGAAACUCCGCCAGAGAUUCCUCAGAAGAACCAUUCCAUUCAAAAAGACAAAGGAGCGAACGACUUGCGCAUGGGAACCGCGACUAAGACGCUUUCUACCACAGGAGUGUGUCUUCCAGCACAGCUGCCAAAUGGAAAGGCAAACACUCACAAGGCGAGCAACAAUGGCCUUGGCGAGAACCCGUUUCUCAUCAAGUUUUCAGACGAUGAGAGCGAUGGAGAAGAUGCGAAAGCAACUCCAGUGAACGCAGCAAAGCCGGCCAGCUUGCGGGUGGAGAUUGACCGGAUGAAGAAGCAAAUUGCUGCUAUCGAGCGAGUAAAAGGGAAGUCACUGCCGAUUUUAAAGAGUACCAGGCCCGCCGCUGGCAGUCACUCUCGGCAAAAUCCUCUUGGUCCGAAGGACUGUGGAACUCAGACCAAUCUGGACCUUUUGAGGAAACAGAUAGCAUCGAAGGAGGUUGAAAUUCAGCAGCAGAGGCAACGAAGGGAGGUCGUAAAUAACUCAACCAACACCUCUAGUCCUCCAGACUCAAGCUUACCAGCUUCAAACAACGCGAGUUUUCCGGUUACCGAUAAUGUAUUUUCUCCAGCGACUCAGCAAAACCUGGGAACUCUGGGACCGUCAUCCAACACCGGGCCGGGAGAUUCGAGACCUUUGGCAGUUCAGACGAUGGAUACGUCGACGCACGGUGGGGGCAUCAAGCGUGGUGCCGAUAAGGCCAUGCAUGAAGAGGAAGCCAGCACUAAAAGGCAAAAGCUACCAGGUGCUGUGGAAAACGCCUGCGCAGAGGUCUUGCCGCAAAGCGGAUACCUGGAGGUGGCCAAUCUGUCGACGGAAAAAAGGUCGGCUGGCGGACAAAACAUGAGCAGUCUUGAGAUCGCCGUCGCUGGUAUUUCUAGAAGUAAACCGUCGGUUGCGGAACUAGCCCUGGAAGAAGAAGCGGUUGACAAGGAGUUGGAGUUGGCACAGCACCAUCGACACAUGUGUGAGAUUCGAGAACGCCUGGCUAGGAAAGCGUAUCGGGAAGCCCAAGAAGCGUUGAAGGUGGCUACUGCGAACUGCGACAAACUUUAUCGGCGGCGGGAUAUAAUCUCGUUAAAAGUCACAGCAGCUGAAAUGAGGUGUGAUGUUAUGGAGGAGGGCCGGCCUCUCGAAUUAGCUCAAACUUGUUUUGACGCUCCGAAGUCGGACUCCCCCAUCGUUCCUUCUGCUGCCGAUCAGACAAAUGUUUCUACUGGCAUCGUUACUCGUGACGAUGAUCCGGCACCUCUUCGCAUACUUGAGGAGAUCGUUUCAGGACGAUCUGUGAGCGAAGCUAAGGAGCUGGAUGCAGACGCAGAGAAGGAGAUUGAAACCCAACCUGCCUGUCCGAAUGUUCCUGAGAAUAAUGCUACGAGUUUAAUUCAAACGAUCACUGCAGAGUCCGCCGGACUUUGUACCCAGCCACCUGUGGCUCACGAUGCUCAUGAUGUUUCGAAGGCUCCCCCGAUCGAAGAGAAGGUACAGGAAGCUGUAGCAGCUUCAACUUGCGAAGAGGAGGACUUGCAAGGCUCAUCGUCGAGCUCAGAAGAACUCAGAAACAAAAUGGACCACCUCGUCGUGGGAAACGAAUUGGAAACCUCCGGCAGGGAGCCUGUAACUACGCUGGAUCCGCUGGAAGACGUCAACGGUGCUCCGAAGCAGGGCAGCUCCACUGAAUCUUCGAUCGGUGUAGUUAUGGAUGACUUGGAAAACACAGGCUUCUCGGUGGAAGUAAGGGACAGCAGUCUGAACGGCACAAAAUGGUUUACUAGGUUGUCAGCGGGCCGUUUGGUUGUUUUUCGGCAAUUCACUUUCAAGUCAGCGGUGUGUGGAAUUCAAGUGCCAGAAGCAAAGAAGGCAUUCGAGGCUACAGCUGAACCUUUCGGCAAAUACGAAAGUCCUCUGAAGAACUCGACAUCGUCUAAAGUAUUCGACCCGUUCAAGCCGCUUUGCAAGUUCGAGCACCGUGGAAAAUGCAACAACGAGCUUUGCAGUUUUCAGCAUGUCAGUCAUCACAGGCUGGGAUACAUACGGGAUAGGCAGGAGGCAUCCGAGGAAAAUCGAAACAAGCGACAGGCAUCCUGGAUGCAGUUCGAAGUGCCAGUGCCGACUUAUCGCAUCGCUACCUACCUCAUGAGAGAUUGGCAGGAGAUGAAUCGUACAAAGUUUUUCAAUGUUUCUCCCGUUGCUCCCGUCAACUCGUUAUACUCGUUCUUGACAACGAUAUCUAUGCAAAGGCCACUUCCACAAGACAUGCCUUGCAUCCUUGAUGAGAGGAGUAAAUUAUUCAACGAAAACUUUGACGUUUUGCAAGCAGACGUGGUAAAUGCAAAACAAAUGCUCUCUCGGGAAUCUAGUGCCGACGGAUGCUUGGACUUGGCUCUAAAUAUCUUGCAAUACGAUGUCAACAUCGAAAGUUCAAAUUGUCUUAAAAAUGCGCUAUGUGUUUUGUCCAGAGCGUUGGAAAUGAACAAAACGUCGGUGCCUCUAUGGGUGGUUUAUCUGGUUUUAAUCUCCAUGGAGGAUUCAAUGACUAAGAACGACGACAUGUUCCUUCACGCGGUGCGACUCAACAAGUACUCGUACGACCUUUGGUGUCUUGUUCUUGCCAGCAGAACAAGCCUAGGGGAUCUACUCGAGUCAUAUGACUUGGCUAUCCUGUCAUUAUGCGAAGGAAACAGGCUCAAUGGCGACGGGCAGAAUAGUGCGUGCAUCCUCGAUUUGGUUUUGAAGAUGUUUCACACUUUGGCCAUGUCCGAGAACGACGUUUUAAAGUGGAUAGACAACCUCGUGACUAGUGAAGGAACUUUAAACGGGUGGAAGAGCUCAUCAGCUGUCUGGAAGAACUUACAGGCUUCCGAGGCGUGCAUCCUCUGGGUUUGCUGCGCGUACUUCUGUGCCUACGGAACUUUACCAGGAUCAGUUAUCUCCAGGCUUGGUUGCAAGCAGGAAUUGCCUCUUAGCUUGGAAUGGGAAACGCCUCAGGUGGUCAAUGAAGGGACACGAUCACGGGUGGUGAAGAUGAUGAAGACUGCGACAGGUUCUUUAGCGCCGGCAGGGUCCGGGGAUGAUCUUCCUAAAGAAGUGUUGGCAGUAAACUUUAUCAGGUUUUUGGUGGCCUUUGAGGACCUCGAGUAUGCUUCAAACUAUUGCCAGCAAGCGGUGCAACUACAUCCGUGCUCAGUGGAGCUGGUAGUUCUUUGUGCGAACGUCCAAAGGUUACGAGGGGGCUGUAAAUCCGGGCUGGCGGUUUUUCAGAGCGCGUUGUCUAAGUGGCCAAGUAAAAGAUCUGGCGUUCAGGCCCUGUGGAAUCAGUACGCUGGCCAUGCUUUGGAAUGGGAAGGGGAGGAGGGGGCGCUAGUUAUACUUCAGAAGUGCUCAACGAGGGAGGCAAGGAAUGGACAGACGAACGGGUUGACGUUGUCAACGGGCUCCAAGAGUGUCGAGGAUUCCACUUUCUCAUUGGUGAACAUCGCUCUUUUGGAGUCAUUACGGGGGAGAUCGCACGAGGCUCAAGUCGCUCUAGAGAAAGCACUGUCGUCGACUCAUGCUGGCACGCAUUGCUGGCUGGAGUUUGCCGCCUUCAAGCUCUCGGCUACAGGUGGUCGUAACUUUCAGGACGUGUUCACGAGCAUCUUGGACAGGUGCCAUAUGCAGUCACGGUUGUCGCCAAAGCUAACUCCUCUCGGACGGGGCUUUCUAAAGGGCAUCAAGAAGCGCAGGAUCCGCUGUUUCAUAGACACAUUGCUCGGGCCAGCUCCUUCCGACUAUUCCUUCGUCAACUCCUUGCUGCGCAUGUGUUCCGGCCCAGAGCUACUUCCACGCGACCAGCCAGAGUUUUCCAGGCACUUUGGUGGCGGACUUUUGGAGUUGUUUCCAUCGAAUUCCGUCCUGGCGUUGGCAUUUUGUAAGGCGCUCAACACUUCGGAUGGCUUCAGUCCUGCAGCAGCAGCCUGGGCUGGUUCGCUUCUUGUGACGUCCUUGCGGCUCUCUGCUGCUCCCGAAAGAUUGUGGCUGGAGGCCGGGGAUUGGCUUCAACAGGUUGGUCUGGAAGACUGCUGCGAGAGCUUCUACAGGAAUGCUCUUGCGGCCUAUCCGUUUUCGGCUGGUCUGUGGCGACGCUUUAUAUCUCGAGCAUGGAACCCGGAGGCUGCCGCCGAAGCUGCAAAAGGAGCAGGAUUGACGCUAUGAGGUAUGGAGAGCGCUGGAGUGGAAAGCUGGAAGAAUUCCAACGUUCCUCGAGUCCGAUAUUGGUCUACCUUCCAUUUCUUUUACUUUGCUUCUGCUAUCUUCUUCAUUGAGACUUACAGUGGAUUGUCUUGUGCAGCAAACGUCACUGGACGAUAGGAGCGUUCGUUGUAAGACUUAGUAUUGUCACGAGCUUGACGAGCAUUUAUUUGCAUCUGUUUUGCAGGUGACUGCGCUCGACGGCAAGGAGAAGACAGGUAACUUUCUCUCGCGGAAGUUUUCUCGUGAAAGGUAAACUUUGUGUUUCUUGGUUGCUUGCAAUUCCCUUCACCGUGUGGAAUUACUGCCGGAGCACUCGAGAGUCACAGAGUUUUGGUGGUCGAUACUAGUACUGGGUGGGGAAAGAAAAAAAAACAGGUGUACAGCGGAGCCGAGGUACCAUUUUAGUUGGCUGCCUAGUUUUGAUGGUUUAGAAGGAUAAUAGGUAACAGCAAUAUAGUCUAGCGAACGACUUCUACAUU